AUGGCCACAAGACAGGAUACCGCCGCUAUGAGACCACGCACGCGCCGCUCUCUUGCUCAUGUUCCGCGGUCUAGAAUGACGUCUAAUCUGGACAAGGAAAAUGCGACAAACGAUAUCGCGACAACAUCUGAGACGACCACAAGAUCUAGCGCAAAAAAAAAAAGUCUCGCAGCAAGAGUCUCGGACCAGGGGGUCUCGACGCUCUUCAACAUUCUAAUGUCCACUGCCUCAUUUCCCCUCCGGUCAAUCUUGAAGCCCACCAUACCUGUUUCGCCCGUGCGGAAUAUCCCAUCUUUUGAAGAAACCCGUCGUCGGACUCCUCGGGAUGCGUCAAACAAUGCCACUAAAGGAGAUGAUAACGAGGAAGGACGAGACAACCCUCUUAUCGACUUCUCGACACCAGCGCAGCCCGCAGACUCAAUGCGUGAACAAUUAAAUACCCCCUUUGACACAUUCAACGCUACAUCACUCAUCCGUGACGAAUUGGCGGCAACAAAAGAGCGUGACGAGAAAGAGCGCCAAGAACGUGAACGCCAAACCAUUCUGGAAAAGCGCGAAGCCCGACGAAAAUCUAUGGCCAACCGUCGUGUGUCCUUCGCUCCUGAAGCAACUCUUCACACCUGGAAUGUCGUCGAGAUCCCUGAAGACGCAACUUCAUCGUCGACGUCAAACUCUACUCGGCGAAAUUCCACAGCCGCGAAACAAAUUGAUCAGACAAACUCCGCACCACAGAGCGCAGAACAAAAUUCCUCCCCAGCUUAUGCCGAAUCAGACUUGGGGUUUUCCCCAGUGCGAGAGCAAGAGCUUCAGCAAAUGAGGGACAAUUCCUUGUCGAACGAGGAAGAAGACGUAGCUCCAGCUCUCUCUUCCAGCCCUUUUAGCGGAAGUUCUGCUGUGAGUGACGAUGCUAGCACCCACAGCGACGUCGACGAUGACGAGGACGGUGACUCUGCUGAGUCCGAAGACGGAUUCGAGGCCGAAAGCACUGCCAUGAGCAUGGAUGACAUGACGGUUCGCUCUUCCGCGUCCGCGCAGUCAAAUGCCUCAUCGAGCUCUUCAUCGAGCGCUAGACUCAACGAGGCAUUGCGUCGCGCCGCUAGGGAAGCCGGGACCAAAGAAGUCGAGGAAACCGGCGAGGUUUCGAUGGAAAUUGUCGACCAAGAAAUCACCGGCGCGUUCCAACCGUGGAUUAAGAAAGGUCAGAGGCAGAGCUUUGACUGGGAUGACCUGAGUGCUCGACACGAUGAAGACAUCCCCGACUCCAAUAAGCCAGCCACUGAAAUCGACACUGCGCCUUCGGAUGAUACGAUGGACGACGACUUGAAUGAGGAAUUGAGUAUGGACGUGACGAACGUGGUCGGUGGUAUAUUGGGGAGACCUUCCGCUCGCCGUCCGAGCGCUGUCAGUCGCAAGUCCUUCGGACAGGAAACAAAUUACGGCGACGAGACCAUGGAAAUGACCACGAUGGUGGGUGGCAUUGCCAAUGACCAGUCACACGCGCAGCAAUCCUUUGUCGACGAUGAGAACGAAGAGAUGACAAUGGAAUUCACAUCAGUCGUAGGCGGUGUUCUUAGCAAAGAUCAAUUACCUCACGCGCAAGAAACAGAUUUACUACCUGACUCGAAACUCACGACGGUGGACCGCAAUUCGCAGUCCGAUGAGGACUCGGAAAUUGAAAUGGACAUGACCAACGCUGUUGGAGGCAUCUUGCCAUCUGGAUUGGAAACCCCUGACAAGGCCAAAGCAAAGAGAAUCAUGGAACUCGAGGCCGAGUCAGGCCAGUUGGGAAGUUCACCGUUUGAACCCAGUUCACAGCAAACUCCAGCACCGCUAGCUGCAGACUCAUCUCCCGUACUGCAAGUUGCAACUAUAGCUUCGGAGAGUGGCAGUCCUAGCCUUGCUAGCGUCAGAGCUCGACGUUCAUCUAGGCGAAGUUCCCUAAUGGGAGCAUCGAAAACGCCAGAACCAAACCCCCAUCAGCCGUCACAACUCGAGAGACCAGCUACGCCCCCGCAAGCACCAACCCCCCCAGCUCGGCCGACUACGCCUAGCAAAACUCCUCCAUCCGCCAAUAUCGCAUAUCGAAGCGCUUCCCCUAGAAAGCUUUUCAAGCCCGAACUCAAACACUCUUUCGCUAGUAAACAAUCACCGCGGCCCAGUAUCUUCGAGCAAGAUGUUUCUACGGGCCACUCAACACCGCGUAUCGUUCUUCAACCGCGAGAGGGACGUCGGUCUUCUGGUGUUGGUAUUGACAAAGAGGGUCUCGGAUCACCUCGAGUCGCGGCAAUUCUCGACAAUCGAUUAUCACUAGGUGAAAACACGCCGCAAUUCAUUCCACAAGAACGGACUCGUACUGGUGGAGUGCGAUUUGAGGAUCCUCUUAAAAUCCAAGAAGAGGAGGAACGUGAGCGGAGACAGGAGCAGGAUGGAAAUGCCCUCUUGAGAGACAACAUGACCAAUGACCCGACAUCAAAUUUGAAAGAACUUAUCUCUCGAAUGACUCCGAAGAAGGGCGUCAAGGUUGGCCCGCGCAAAAGUCUACAUGUUGGAGCCGCUCGUGGCCUGCUAGGUAAGCGUCCGGCUGAGCUGGACUUCGACGAAGACGAGUCCGACAACUCACCUAAGCGACUACGCGGGCACUCCGUGAGUCCAGUCAAGGGCAUACGACUGCCAGCUCCAAGCCACCAGGGCCCAAUUGACCGGGUCGCUCAAUCUCCAGUUCGAAGAGCCCGAAGCUCUUCCCCGCUCAAAGGCAGCACAACCCCGAUGCACGAGCCAACUGUUGACAAUGAUGACGGAACGACCCCCUUGAAAAAGGGAAUUGACGCUAUGCAUCUUGCUUCUGAUCCUCCAGCGCCGGAGCAAGACCAAUCAAGAGAAGAUGAUGAUGCUGAGGAUCAAGACGAGGCCGAAAACCCAGAGCCCAUCCAACUCCAAGACUUCCUCAACAUGACCAACAUUCACUUCAUGGAGCUGACAACAACCAAACGACGACACACCACCGCGCCGGGCAGUGCCUCGAAGAGGUUGAGUAGAGCUUCCUUAGAAAGUAAGGCAAAGCAAGGCACCAUCACGUUUGAUGAUCGCGUUGCCGCUGGGUUCUGCACGGUUCCCAUGCUUGAGUUAUAUCAACACUCGUGUCGUGAACUGAAGUCCUAUAUAUCAGAGGGUCGUCAAGUGAUUCGAUCAAUCGAAUCCGAGACCUUUGCCGACAACCCACCUCUCUUCCGCGAGUAUAUAAAUGCUCCACCUGACAUUCGCGUAAUCAUGGACAAUCAGUUCCGCAAUGUGAAGACGCAUGCUCGUCUCUUAAGCAAAGCUACGUGGUAUGAAUGGCGCAUGAAGCUUCUUGAAGGACUGAAGGAAGGGCUUCACCGGCAUGUGAAGGACAUGAAAGCAGACGACGAGCUCCUGUCCAAGCGCGAAGCACUACUCGACAGCAGCGUCCCACCAUUAGUGGAAAAGCAUGCAUCUCUCCAGGAAGAGGCACAGAACCUGCAGCAACGGAUCGAGGAAAUGGAAAGCUGUGAUCAGAAUGAGCUCCAAGACGCACGUGAGACUCUUUCGUCCGUCGAGGAAGAAAUUGCUGCGAAGAAGAAAGAACUUGAAGAUCUUCAGGCUGAAGUGCAGGAAAAAUCUCAGAUCAUUGAAGUUGGGAUUGAGACCCGAAAUGAGUAUCUUGCGCAGAUCCAAGAAGCGGAGCGUGUGAAGGAAGAGUGCCGUGGCUGGAGUGCGCGCGACAUACGCGAAUUGAGGGCCUCGGUGCAGAAGCUCGAACAGCAGACUGGAUGGUCGAUCCCACCCGCCGCGGCUUCUGCAAAGUCCUCCCCAGAGCCCCGUUUGAGUAUGGUCUACCAGAGGCAAUUGAACGUAACGUUCUGCCCUCGGGCAUUGACCGUGACUUCGGGUGCGACGUCUCCUCUGGAGCUGAACUUUAUCCCGGCCAAGACGACCUCUCCAGUUGCGACGUUGGUUCUACAGUCCUUACGGCGACACCUCGGCGCCACCGAGCUCUCCACUAUCACACCCAAACAGCUUCUGAAGUUCGUAUCCAGUGCCUGGGAUAGGGCCGUCAGUCUCGAGCAGGAAGCUCGUAUGCUUGAAUUUUGCGGCCUGACUCGCCUCACAUUAUCCGAACCAACUGAAUCUUCUCCCUUCCUACGUGCUCGCUGCACUCUUCUCGACCAAGAAGCAAAGCCCUCCGCGCCACGCCGCAAGAGUGGCGCGGGCCGGGAGGUUACUCCAAAGCGUGUCGACGUGGACUUCACUAUUCGCACUCGAAUCGAUACUCAGACCAAAGAAACGGGCUCAAUCGGAACCCUCGAACUCGAUAUCAAUGUCGUCGCCACGAAAGUCUACGGCUUCGGCGCUGCCAAUGAGUCCGGUCUGUCCGGGAAGGAGAUGCAGAGCAUUCUCAACAAGGGUAUUUCCGGGGAAAGCGAGAAGUCCCUGGGCAAUGGGAUGUGGUUCAAGGCUGUGCAGAGCCUUACAGAUUCCGUCUUUUAA
Messenger RNA from Penicillium diatomitis, 4506 nucleotides. Its product is annotated as kinetochore-microtubule binding complex subunit SPC105. The coding region runs from base 1 to 4506 and encodes 1501 amino acids. The record is from RefSeq and is a predicted model, not a curated record. The transcript has 4 exons. Gene Ontology annotation, biological process: protein localization to kinetochore; mitotic spindle assembly checkpoint signaling; mitotic sister chromatid biorientation. NCBI's taxonomy places the organism in Eukaryota, Fungi, Ascomycota, Eurotiomycetes, Eurotiales, Aspergillaceae.